This is a messenger RNA of Zerene cesonia (dogface butterfly), 1476 nucleotides long. RefSeq lists its product as uncharacterized. The coding region runs from base 1 to 1476 and encodes 491 amino acids. The record is from RefSeq and is a predicted model, not a curated record. The transcript is spliced from 10 exons. NCBI's taxonomy places the organism in Eukaryota, Metazoa, Arthropoda, Insecta, Lepidoptera, Pieridae.
AUGACAGAAGAAGAGUGUAAAUGUAUAAAGAUCAUCGGUCACUUGGAGGCGGUGCGGUGGCACUUGUGGCCCCGGGACUACCGCCCCAGCCCGGGGGUACUGGCCGUGGACGAUUGGACGACCAACCAACAUAUAUGGCUACAUUAUGUCGAGAGCACGGAUGGUAUCUUACCCGAUGAUGAUAUAUUAAGAUCUACAGACACACGUUACUGGUCGAUUCACGAUGUCCAGCGCUACUUCGUGGGCGAGCUCCACUGCGAGCGGGUGCUGUUCACAUACCAGUACCCAAACAUCAGGAUGCCCACCCGGUUCGGAAGCUAUUUGUGGAAGGCCAAUACGGCCCUGAAACUACCACCAGCUCUUUAUAUGCGGGAACUGCAUAGGUCUUUGGAAACUACGCUUAAAAAAUUUGAAGCCGAGCAGAUACAAAUAAACAGGCUCAUUCUGUGCGACCAGCUGAUCAAGAUUGAUCGCUUAGACUGCUUCAAGAGGCAAACGUUUUUCAGACUACUGGGCAAUAUCAUUAGUUACCAAGAUGACCUGGAGCUGGUUUCACUGGAGAAUCUCUGCUGCACGAGACUGGAAGGAGUGCGUCUGAUCCAGCAGCUUGCCUGCUUCAACUCCCACUCCCUCAAGUACCUAUUCCUCUGGCGGUUUGUGCUGCCCAAUGAGAACCCGCUGCUGAUCAACUACAGCUACAUCACUGGUAGCGGCAGGCACCUACCGCGGCCCGACUCGCGCCGAUGCUUCCUACGCAGCCUGGCCGAGCUACGUAACCUGCGCCUGUUGGCGCUGGAGUACUCGCACAUCGCGGACGGGACGGGAUACGCGCUGAUGGCGCUGCUGCCCGUCUUACGGCGACCGCACUUUAGGUUGCAGUUGAUAUGUCGCGAGGAUCAGAUCCCGGGGAGAGCGGACGCAGCGCUGGGCGCGGGCGGGCACGGCGUGCCCGACACCGUGUGGCGCCGCGUUAGCAUCGCCUGCCCCGACUUGUACCUGCUUAUGGCUUUUUUCCGUAUCCGCGAGUACGACAACGUGCGCCGCUUCCUGUCGCCGAGCGUGCCGCUCCGUGAGGUGCACCUGCAGCGCGGGCUCGAGCUUUGCCGCGGCGCGCCCGACUCCGAUCUCACCUGCUUUGUGCGCCACGUCGCCUACCGAUAUGGCGACACUCUGGUAACGCUAAGUAUCCACGAGUGGCGCGGCGCGCUGUUCCCGCUGCGCCGCGUGGUGGAGCUGCUGCCGGCGCUGGUGCGGCUGCUGUACGCCGGGCUGGCGGACCCGCGGGAUCUGGACGACACGCUCGCUAUGGUCGCGUGUGGAGUCGCUAGGAAACUAAAACAGCUUCACAUUCAAGUACAAGACGAGGAGAGCACGCGCGCCGGCUGGGCGGACGCUCUGCGCGCGCUGCGCGACAAGUACAAGGAUAUCAUGCACUUGCUCGACAUCCAACUAUGUUUGCAGAUCUAUAAAAAUUGA